This is a messenger RNA of Periconia digitata, 1590 nucleotides long. Lineage: Eukaryota; Fungi; Ascomycota; Dothideomycetes; Pleosporales; Periconiaceae. The record is from the annotation of a GenBank genome assembly.
AUGCGCGCAUCCUUCGAACCUCGACUUGCGAAGCAUACCCUGGUAACUUUUUCAUUCAUCGUUCGUAACCCCCAAUAUAUAAUCGUCUCUCAGUUCCUAUCUCUUUCUUCGAGAAUGGCUUUGACAGACAUCAGUCUCUUGAAAGGCGAACCCUUCGAUGCCCCCACCAACACAUCCCCGCGAAAUGCCUCCGCAUACAAACCCCUCCACACGUUCGAGCUGCCCAAGGGUACCGAGAAACAGUACUCACAACAAUAUGCCGACAUGUACUUUGUUCGGCUAGCACAAUUGAAGAAUGCCGUGAAACAGAAAGCAGCAGAGGCUUGGGACGACUUCGAGUUAGGUGGUGAGAAGGCGAAAUAUGUCGAACGAGUGCUAGAUGUUAGGCAAGGGGAGCUUUGCUGGGUGGUGGGCACAGUAUACAUGGAAAUGAGCCUGAAACCCAACGUGCUGGACGAUAUAUCGAAAGAGCACUGGAUAGCUGCUCCUCCACCACGCGAGACUUACGUGAACCCCUCGGGCCAAGACGAUAUGAUGCUUGAAGACGAGUCUGGACGUCUCCGAAUCACAGGCGAGACAGUGAGCUCGCAUUAUGUGACGGGUUGUAUUCUUGCCGCACUUGGGACCGAACAGGCAGACGGAUCUUUCCAGGUUGUUGCAACGACCUACGCAGAUCUACCCAAGCAACCAGAACGGUGGGAUGGUGAAAAUCCCAACCCAAAAAAGCCCAAAAGCAAGGCCAGUAAGAUGGCGAUCGUGUCGGGGUUGGGCAUCACAGGGACAGAAGACGACGAUCUUACCUUGGAUCUUCUUGUGGAAUAUCUAACGGGCGAGGCCUUAGGUCCUCAAGAUCAAGCCGAAGCCCUACAACUCAAUCGCUUAGUGAUUGCCGGUAACUCGCUAUCCCAUUCUUCGCCAAUUCUCUCGCGCGAAGAUUUCGCCGCCAAAAAAAGCCAGAAGAAGAACUACGGAUACGACGCAUCCUCGUACAACGCAUCGCCUGCAGAGAAACUCGAUGCAUUCCUCUCGCAAAUUCUCCCGACUAUCCCAAUAACGAUAUUACCUGGAAACACCGACCCCGCCAACGUAGCCCUCCCUCAACAACCCCUUCAUCCUGCGCUGUUUCCCCAAAGCAGAGCUUACGUGAUUCCACCUUCACAAUCCAAAGACACCCUUGAGGGCUUCGAUGCAGUGACAAACCCUUGGGAUGGUUAUAUAGAAGGAUGGCGCAUACUGGGCGCUAGUGGCCAAACCGUGGAAGAUCUUCUUCGCUAUGUGGAUGACGUGGACCCCCUAGAAGCUAUGGAGAUGAUGCUGCGAUGGCGGUGUAUAGCGCCCACAGCGCCAGAUACGCUGUCCUGCUACCCGUUCCAAGAAGACGAUCCUUUGCUCUUGAAAGUAUGUCCGCAUGUUUACUUUGCAGGGAAUAUGAACAAGUUUGAUAGAAAGGUGGUGGAAGGCCCAGCAGGCGAGAAGGUGCUUCUCAUCUCAGUGCCCAAGUUCAAGGAGACCGGACAGGUUGUCCUGGUGGAUAUGGAGAGUUUGGAGGUGGAACUGGUGGAGAUUGGUGUCGUUGCGCCGGGGUCAUAG